AUGUGGUCAUGGCUGGUCGAUUUCAUCGUCAGUGUUCUUCAUAUGCCGCAAUUAUUGCUGCCGGUGAUUGGACUUUGUGUUGGAGGGGUUUUUGCGGACAGUCAUAGUAUGGCAAUCAUGCUUAUUUUGAUGGUAAGUUCAGUAAAACGGAAGGGAAAAUAGCAAAUUUUGCAAAAUCAAAAAAUUUUCGAUUCUCUUGAAAUUUUGAGUAGAUACUUUUUACACUCCGUAAAGCAAUCCCUGAAAAUUUUAGCUCACGAUUUGCAGGGAGAGCCGAGAUAUUCAACCAUCUUUUCGACGAGAGAGCACGCGAAGUGCGGAGAGCGGUCAGAGACACACGCGCUUUUUUCGACCAUAUCUUGGCCAAUUUCGCGCAGAAUAAGUCGAUUUUUUGCAUAAUCAUUGCAGCCUCCAGUAGAAAUAAGGCUGUAAUUUUUCAAAUUGUAAUCUUGCCAAAAAAACUCGAAUUUCCACCAACCUUGGGCAAAAAAAUCUCGGUUGUUUCUGCAAACUGUGGCCUAGUAAUCUCACAUAUUUCUUGGCAAAUCAUAACCUGCAUUUUAGCCAAGUUUGGUAUCAAUCUGUCGGAAAAAUAAUGUGUAUUUGUCGCGCCUUGGAAUCUUCCAUUAUCGCGUUGCGACGGCUAGAAAUGUGAUGCGUGGCUGCGACGAGGCGAGAUUUUCGAUACCACAGAGUGCUCAUUAUUUUCCCGACAGAUUCAUAAAAAUCCAAGCUUCAUUUUUACCCUGUAAAAAACCUGUUCCAGAUAUCUUUUGUAAUCGCCAUGUGUGGCACCGGCCUCUCCGUCAUCACCGCGUUUUCGUAUCGCUUGGUUGUUGUGAAAACCGGCAAAGACAUGACAAAAUAUCCAUCAAUAUUGAUUGCUAUUUUGUUGGCGCAUAUUCUAGUGCCGGCUGCAAUUUGCGCUCCUAUGAUUUAUGCGGUUCUUUAUGAUGUGCAUGCGGUCGAGGAGGAAAUUCGAAGGGUAAUUUUGAAUUUCGAAGAAGUCUACGACAUUUUUCAGCAACACCUGGGCGUCUACAUGUACAUGGAAGGACGUACAUGCAGUUUUUUGUCCAUCAAUUUGACACCUUAUUCGGUGAGAGAUUAG
Molecule: messenger RNA, 1111 nt
Organism: Bursaphelenchus xylophilus (pine wood nematode)
Lineage: Eukaryota; Metazoa; Nematoda; Chromadorea; Rhabditida; Aphelenchoididae
Source: the annotation of a GenBank genome assembly